This is a messenger RNA of Metopolophium dirhodum (rose-grain aphid), 1083 nucleotides long. RefSeq names its product piggyBac transposable element-derived protein 4-like. The transcript is spliced from 3 exons. The coding region runs from base 1 to 1083 and encodes 360 amino acids. The record is from RefSeq and is a predicted model, not a curated record. Lineage: Eukaryota; Metazoa; Arthropoda; Insecta; Hemiptera; Aphididae.
AUGACCACACGGAGUCAUACUUCUAUUUACUUGGUUGAACAGCCUAUUCAAAGUAUACCUAGUAUUCGGUUACCGUCUAAUGGUGAAGCAUUGGGGUAUCAUCGACAGCAUAAUGAAUACUAUAACAGACCAGAAGACAUUGAAAGGAUUAUUCAAGAAUUGGAAGAUGAGGAUAAUGAAUAUGAUGUACUUGAUGACUAUGGCUCAGAUCAUGAUGAUGAUCCUGAUUUCGAGCCAGAGGUAAUUGAAAACUCGGAUCAUGACAGUGAUUCUGAAGAGGAAUUAGAUUCACCGUCCACUGCAGAUGAAAUUGAAGAAAGUGUAGGUAAGAAUUUUCGUUUUUUUAUUGGUAAAGAUGGUGAGACUUUGUGGGCUAACGAACCAGUAGCAAGUAUUUCAAAAACGAAAUCAAAAAAUAUAAUCAAGAUUUUACCCGGCCCAAAAGGAGCUGCUCGUCAAUGUAAAACAGAAAUUGAAUGUUUUUCACAAUUUUUUUCUCUGGAUAUAGUCGAUAAAAUAGUUUCACACACAAAUACUUACAUUCAAUGGAGAAAACUUGCAAACCCUAAUAGUAGGGACCGUGAUUUUAGAUUGACAAAUCAAAAAGAAAUACAAGCUUUUUUCGGCGCCUUAUUUUUGAUUGCCUCAUAUUCUCCCGGCGAAUUCACCACUAUUGAUGAAAUGUUAGUCGCUUUCCGAGGCCGCUGUGGAUUCAUUCAAUACAUGGACAAAAAACCGGCGAAAUAUGGACUAAAGAUGUAUGCACUGUGCGAUGCCCGAACGUUUUAUACGUAUAAUUUAGAAAUUUACUGUGGAAAGCAAGACACGGGCCCUUUUGUGACAUCGAACAAGCCCUAUGAUAUAGUUACCAGACUAACUGAACCUAUUCAAAAAUCAAAGCGAAACGUUACAACCGACAACUGGUUUAGCAGUUAUCCAUUAGCUGAAAACUUACUAAAAAACGGAUUAACUUUUAUGGGCACCCUAAAAAAAAAACAAAAAAGAAAUACCUCCCGAAACUAUAAGUUCAGCAUAGAAAUUUGGAACCUGGUACACAUCAAUUCGGUGCCCAACCAGACAUGA